AUGAACACGGCUCGGCGCGCAGCGUCGCAUACGCUUCGGAGAUCUCGCAACUCCGUAUUCUUUACAAGCUCGCGACGAUGUAAUUCAACAUUCGAGACCAGGCAAUGGUCGACGCCUCUUGCCAAAUCAUUGGCCCAUGCGAUGAAGGUUACAGGUCCGAUUCCAAUCGCAGCAUUUAUGCGCCAGGUCUUGACCUCCCCAGAAGACGGAUACUACACAUCACGACCCGACGUUUUCGGAAAACAUGGUGACUUUGUCACAUCUCCCGAGAUUUCUCAGGUGUUUGGCGAACUGGUUGGCAUUUGGACAAUUGCUGAAUGGAUGUCGCAAGGCCGAAAGAAGAGCGGCGUUCAGUUGAUGGAGGUUGGACCGGGUAAAGGAACCUUGAUGGAUGAUAUGUUGCGGACAUUCCGGAAUUUCAAAAGCUUCACUUCAAGCGUCGAGGCAAUUUACUUGGUGGAGGCGAGUGCUACACUGAGGGGGGUACAAAAAAAGCUUUUGUGUGGUGAAGCUGCCAUGGAGGAGACAGACAUUGGACAUCGGAGCACUUGCAAAUACUUUGACGUGCCCGUCAUCUGGGUGGAAGACAUCCGUCUUCUACCGCAUGAGGAAGGCAAGACACCCUUCAUCUUUGCACAUGAGUUCUUUGACGCACUUCCAAUCCAUGCAUUUGAGUCGGUUCCUCCUUCUCCCGAAAAUGAGCUCCCAGAACAAAAGGAGAUCAUGACCCCCACCGGGCCUCAGAAGCUUCACCAACCUCUCAAAGUCAAGAAUACUUCUCAAUGGCGCGAGUUACUCGUUACCUUGAACCCAAAAGCUGUGGAGGAAAACAUCGAAGGGGAGCCCGAGUUCCGGUUAACCAAAGCGAAGGCCUCCACACCGACAUCUCUUGUGAUUCCCGAGAUCUCUGAACGCUACCGCGUACUCAAGUCAAAGCCCGGCUCGACUAUUGAAGUCAGUCCUGAAAGUAGGAUUUACGCUGCUGAUUUCGCCCGUCGCAUCGGCGGAGAUGCCGCAUCUGCACCGUCAGCAACAAGGCAGACCGUCGACCCCAGUGUAACGCAGAAAAAGACACCAUCUGGUGCAGCUUUGAUCAUGGAUUACGGCACCAUGUCGACUAUUCCUAUUAACUCGCUACGUGGAAUCCAGCACCAUAAAAUUGUCCCUGCACUUUCGUUCCCCGGUCAGGUGGAUGUAAGUGCUGAUGUUGACUUCACUGCACUGGCUGAGGCUGCCAUUGAGGGUAGCGACGGCGUCGAGGUCCAUGGUCCUAUUGAGCAGGGCGAUUUCCUGAAUGCAAUGGGCAUUACAGAGCGCAUGGAGCAACUCAUUCGCAAAGCUGGAAAUGAUGAGCAUAAGAAGAUAUUGGAGACUGGAUGGAAGCGCUUAGUCGAGAAGAGUGGUGGCUCGAUGGGCCAGAUCUACAAGGUCAUGGCCAUUGUGCCGGAGAAUGACGGGAAGAGACGCCCUAUUGGGUUUGGAGGAGGCCUUCAGAUGUAA
This is a messenger RNA of Penicillium odoratum, 1500 nucleotides long. RefSeq names its product class I SAM-dependent methyltransferase. The transcript is spliced from 4 exons. Gene Ontology annotation, cellular component: mitochondrion. The record is from RefSeq and is a predicted model, not a curated record. Gene Ontology annotation, molecular function: protein-arginine omega-N symmetric methyltransferase activity. NCBI's taxonomy places the organism in Eukaryota, Fungi, Ascomycota, Eurotiomycetes, Eurotiales, Aspergillaceae. Gene Ontology annotation, biological process: mitochondrial respiratory chain complex I assembly. Bases 1 to 1500 code for a protein of 499 amino acids.